Synchiropus splendidus (mandarinfish) is the source of this 2870-nucleotide messenger RNA. It is a transcript of the gene sgpl1, whose product is annotated as sphingosine-1-phosphate lyase 1. Gene Ontology annotation, biological process: sphingolipid catabolic process; carboxylic acid metabolic process. The transcript has 14 exons. Lineage: Eukaryota; Metazoa; Chordata; Actinopteri; Syngnathiformes; Callionymidae. The record is from RefSeq and is a predicted model, not a curated record. Gene Ontology annotation, molecular function: pyridoxal phosphate binding; sphinganine-1-phosphate aldolase activity. Gene Ontology annotation, cellular component: endoplasmic reticulum. The coding region runs from base 125 to 1822 and encodes 565 amino acids.
CUUCCUCAACAAUCACAGUUAGCUUACGGCUGUGUUGGUAGUAGCAUGUAGAUGAGGCGGACCGCUGGAGGUGACUUUCGUGUGGCUCUGUAGACGAAAAGUGGGUGAAAGUUUCCCGGGCGACAUGGACUACUGGAGUGCCUUGGAGACGUACAAGGAGAUGCUGCUGCUGUACCUGGAGGAAGGCCGGCGGCAGGUGAACUCGCACUGCGCCGACCUGGAGCCGUGGCAGAUCAUCGGAGCCUCGGUCCUCACAACACUCGGAGUAGUCUGGGCCCACAGCUUCCUUUUCCAGCAAGAAAGCCUCAAGUCCAGAGUGAAGAAGAAAUGUUUCCGACUCAUCCGCAAAAUACCCUUCGUCGGCGGGGCGAUUCAGAGUCAGCUGAACAAGGCGUUGGAUGACAUGUCUACCAGCCUGUGCACCCUGAAGGCUGGGAUGAGCUACGCCACAAAGCUGCCCUCAAAAGGCCUCACACAGGACCAAGUGCUGGACAAAAUCCGAGAGUACCAGACUCUGAAUGAGGUGCGCUGGGAGAAAGGCUGCGUUUCAGGUGCAGUCUACUGGGGCGAUGAGACGCUGACUAAACUUCUGGUGAAGGUGUAUGGGGAUUUUGCAUGGAGCAACCCCCUCCACCCAGACAUCUUCCCCGGCGUGAGGAAGAUGGAGGCCGAGGUGGUGAGGAUGGCCUGCACUCUUUUCCGCGGGGGCCCCAACUCCUGCGGCACAGUCACCUCUGGGGGGACCGAGAGUAUCCUGAUGGCCUGCAAGGCGUACCGGGACAUGGCGUACGAGCGAGGUGUCAAAUACCCAGAAAUACUGGCACCAGUGAGCGUACAUGCCGCCUUCGACAAGGCAGCACACUACUUUGGAAUGAAGCUUGUCCACAUCCCACUGGACAAGAAGACCAUGAAAGUAGACGUGAAGGCUAUGAAGAGAGCCAUCAGCCGGAACACGGCCAUGCUGGUGUGCUCGGCGCCACAGUUCCCACACGGCAUCAUGGAUCCAAUUGAGGAAGUAGGCAAGCUGGCAGUGCGCUACAACCUCCCGCUGCAUGUGGACGCCUGCCUGGGCGGGUUUCUCAUCGUCUUCAUGGCCAAGUGUGGUUACAAACUCGCACCGUUUGACUUCAGCGUGAAAGGUGUGACCAGCAUCUCCGCAGACACACACAAGUACGGCUACGCUCCAAAAGGUUCCUCCGUGAUCCUCUACAGUGACAAAAAGUACCGUCACCACCAGUACUUCGUGGCUCCGGACUGGCAGGGUGGGAUCUACGCCUCCCCCUCUAUAGCUGGAUCCAGGCCCGGGGGAAUCAUCGCAGCCUGCUGGGCCACCAUGAUGCACAUGGGAGAGAAUGGCUACAUCGACGCCACCAGGAAGAUCAUCAGUGCCGCACGCAAGAUCAAAACCGAGGUUCGGAAGAUCAAUGGUGUGUUCGUCUUCGGGAAUCCUGAAGUGUCUGUCGUGGCCAUCGGAUCCGACGUCUUUGACAUUUUCCGGCUGUCAAACGGGUUGACGGCGAAGGGCUGGAACCUGAACACGCUGCAGUACCCCUCCAGCAUCCACAUUUGCUGCACCGUCCUGCACACGCAGCCGGGCGUGGUGGAGCAGUUUGUCAGAGAUGUCAGGGAGGAAGUGGGCCUCAUCAUGAAGAACCCCAAAGAGAAAACCACAGGAAUGGGCGCCAUCUACGGCAUGGCCCAGUCCAUCCCAGACAGGUCCAUGGUGACGGAGAUCUCCAGGGGCUUUCUGGACUGUCUCUACAGCACUGAGGUGCCCAAGACCAACAGCAACCACAUGAACGGUAAUGGCAAAGCCCACUGAGGCCAAGACCGGGCCUCGCCGCACGCAGGGAAAACUUCCUCCAGCUUCCAUCGUUGCCUUAUCCUGCAUUCUCAAAGAUUUUAGAAGCACAAACUAAUUUAAUGGACUAAAAGAGUCUGAUUUAUUAAUCUUGUUUUUGUGCUUGGGGAGUUCAUUUCAAUAUCACAACUGACUGUACUGACUGCAUGUAGACGCCUGAACAUUUCAGCUCCCUGCCAGCGCAGUGUUGCAAUCUCUGAUGAUUCAGCAAGAAAACCAGACCACUGAGAACGUCAGAGCUGCUCUGCUGACCUCUAGCUUCAGCCCUCGUGUACUGCUUCAGGCUCAGGUCUGACAAAAGCACUGCAACCAGAGACUGGAACCUGGUUAGUCUCUGAGUCACUUGAAACUACAAAUGUAUGAUGGUUGGGAGUUUUGCAGCACUUGACGGCGAUUAUUUCAGUUGCUCUGUGUCAUGGCACGGAUCCCGUUCAUUCUCAUCACCGCAAAGAGGAAAAUUCUACUGAGGAUUAAAAGCAUCCGUUCACGUUCCACACAGCCAAUUCUUGUGUUCAACACCGAAUAGCUUUUAUAAUCGUGUCCUGAUUUAAUCUACCUCAACACAAUCAUUCAACAGUUUUUUUUUAACUUCAUCUUGGAUGUUCCGUCUCAGCCAAGGGCGUUUAACCACACGCAAGUGUUCUUACACAUCGACUGUAAUUUUUAUAAGAGUAUCUGGAUGCAUCCGCCGGACUCAUCCCGGCGUACCAAAAGUCUCUUUCCUCGCCUCCCCUGCUUGUUGAAGUUUCUCCUCGUGACAUUUGUUUGUGCAAUAUGUGACUAAUUCCCCUGUUGAUACAUAAUUGAUAUUAAUAUUUGACAAUUUUCCGAUGAAUGUGUGACCACUGUGGAUCAAUCACUUGUGUUUUUAAAGGAGGUUCUGAGAUGAAUGUAUUUGUGGAACUUUGGAUUAGGUUGUAUUGAAAGUUUACCAGCGUUCAGUCAGUGCCUGGUUUACAGACGCAUCAAGAAUACUUGUAUAUUUUAAAUAAAAUUGACCAUGAAACCC